Molecule: messenger RNA, 2216 nt
Organism: Onychomys torridus (southern grasshopper mouse)
Lineage: Eukaryota; Metazoa; Chordata; Mammalia; Rodentia; Cricetidae
Gene: Gem
Product: GTP binding protein overexpressed in skeletal muscle
Exons: 5
Coding region: 274-1161 (295 amino acids)
Biological process (GO): negative regulation of high voltage-gated calcium channel activity
Cellular component (GO): plasma membrane
Molecular function (GO): calcium channel regulator activity; GTP binding; GTPase activity
Source: RefSeq, a predicted model, not a curated record
CCAAGUGGCUGCAACUCAGUUUGCUGCAGAGCCGCCCCCUCCCGGCGGGAGCGCUGACGUCACGGAAAAGCCCCGUCGCGGGGCGGCCGGGCGCGCUAUAAACGGCUGCCGGCCGCGGUGGCUUCAGGAGGCGGCAGCGCCAGCGGAUACCACACGGCCUUGGGCUGCCGAGCCGGCAUCGCAGGCAGAAAUCAGGCACUGCAGCAGGCAGCAGGCUUUGUGCGGACCGACGGCGGACGCCCACCCAGCGCCGGGUGCAGCCAAGACCCCACAAUGACUCUGAAUAAUGUCACCAUGCGCCAGGGCACUGUGGGCAUGCAGCCACAGCAGCGCUGGAGCAUCCCUGCUGAUGGCAGGCAUCUGAUGGUCCAGAAGGAUCCCCACCCUUGCAAUCUCCACAAUUGCCACUCUACCACUCAUGAAGACCACUGCCGACAGAGCUGGUCCUCUGACUCCACAGACUCCGUCAUCUCCUCUGAGUCAGGAAACACCUACUACCGAGUGGUGCUUAUAGGGGAGCAAGGGGUGGGCAAGUCCACCUUGGCCAACAUCUUUGCAGGUGUACAUGACAGCAUGGACAGCGACUGUGAGGUCCUGGGAGAAGAUACAUAUGAGCGCACCCUGUUCGUUGAUGGAGAGAGUGCAACCAUUAUCCUCCUGGACAUGUGGGAAAAUAAGGGGGAGAAUGAAUGGCUUCAGGACCACUGCAUGCAGGUUGGGGAUGCCUACCUCAUCGUCUACUCUAUCACAGACCGAGCAAGCUUUGAGAAGGCAUCUGAGCUAAGGAUCCAGCUCCGCAGGGCCCGGCAGACAGAAGACAUUCCUAUAAUUUUGGUUGGCAACAAAAGUGACUUAGUGCGGUGCCGAGAAGUGUCUGUGUCAGAAGGGAGAGCUUGCGCCGUGGUGUUUGACUGCAAAUUCAUUGAGACUUCUGCGGCCGUGCAGCACAACGUGAAGGAACUAUUUGAAGGCAUCGUGCGGCAGGUCCGUCUGCGCCGAGACAGCAAGGAGAAGAAUGAGAGGAGGCUGGCCUACCAGAAGAGGCGGGAGAGCAUCCCCAGGAAAGCCCGGCGCUUCUGGGGCAAGAUUGUGGCCAAAAACAACAAGAACAUGGCCUUCAAACUCAAGUCAAAAUCCUGCCACGACCUCUCUGUGCUCUAGGCAGCCAGUGUCACCCAGAUGUCUCCCUGAUGGACAUCGUUGAAGGCCUUUGGGACCAGUGAUCUAUAUUAGAUUGAAUACAUAAGCAUUGUGAGCAACGGCUUCCCCAUUGCAGAUGGGAACCAACAGGUUAGCCUCCUGGGCAACCAAAUGCACAGACAAGGAAAGAUCUUUGUCCAGAGUCAGUAUUUAUUCAUAGGAAUAGCUUGACCUGCUACAUGGAUGCCUGCGACUCAUUUAAGGGCAUGUUUGGGGUUCACAUGAGUUUUUUCCUUCUUCUUUGGGCAGCAGAAUAUUGAAGCUUAUGAAGAAUACCUAGAACAGGAGUGUCUCACCUUUGAGGUUUUGCCCAGUUUUGUUCUAUGUGGAUUUGACGCCCAUGAGUCUUAAAGCAAUCUAGGGAAAUGGUGGGAGUUUAUCAGAAGGAGGAGGGCUUUCUGCAUGCCUCACUCCCUGGAAUGACAGAUGUAGGACUGGCCCAUCACAGUCCUGACACUUACUGCUCCAUCCAACUGUGAAGGGAAGUGUUGGCAUUUGCUGGAAACUAAGGCUUACUAACAGAUUUUGUUUAAAGACCACAGAGAUUUGUAGACUUAGGAGGUGAUAUAUGUAGCACUUAUAGGUUCAAAAAAUUGUUUACUUAGGUCUUACAAGUGUUUAUUUUGAGGAAACUAUUUUUGUCAAAUUCUACUUAGUUAAAUCUUUUUUUAUGUUUUGUUGUUUUUGAAAUCAUGAAGCUAUCAUAAAAAAUUUUUUUAAAAAAUCUCAACUAUUGGUAACCUGGAGUGCAAAAUGAUUGCACUUUAAUUAUAAUCCAAGAUUUUUUUCCCUAAAAGCAUAAAAAGGCCUCAUCCUUUGGGUUGAUCCUUGUAUGCCACAGCUGUGUUCUAUUUAUUAUUAUUUUGCAAAUAGCCAUUUAAACAUUUGGUAAAGCAUAUUUAUGAACAUAUUUCUUACUGAGAAAAAUGUCUGUUUUAUUACCUUUUUUAUCUUUUUCAAAAUAUGCAAGUUUUUACCUAUAUGUCUUAUAAUAAAAUAAAUAAAAUCUAUGAAAA